AUGGGAGGAGAGUACAGCCGAGGGGGAGGGUGGAGGCCUUGGGGUUCCCAAGGCGGCUCUGUGCUCUGUUGCUGUCCAGAAAAGAGUCUUCAAGAGACGCCGUUAGGUUUCUGCAAUAUCAGUGGACGGAGAAACACCCCGUGCCUUGGGCGUCAGGAUCCUACGUAUUUAGACAUGGCCUACUUUCCUGACAACGACCUGCACAUGGCAGCCUGUGCGGGAGAUCUACCUUUUGUGCGGUUGUACUUCACUCUGGGGAAAUAUGAAGUCAAUCACAGAGACAAGGAGAAUAGGAAUGCCCUGCACUUUGCCUGCUUCUACGGACAUCUAGAAUUGGUGAUUUACCUCUGGAGGCGUGGCUGUGAGAUUAAUGCGUGUGACAAUCAUAACAUCACACCCCUGAUGAAGGCUGUCCAAAGCUGGGAAGAGGAAAUUGUGUAUUUUCUGCUAGAGCAUCAUGCUAACCCGCACAUUAAGACAGCAAUGAAACCUGCUUUCCACUAUGCAGUCUAUGCCGGGAAGCCAGCAAUAGCUGCCAGGCUACUACAUUAUGGAGCAAAUAUUGAGGAAAGAACAAAAGAUAACCUCACACCACUAUUGCUUGCUCUCAGGGAAAACAGACUGAAUAUGGCGCAGUUCUUAGUAAGGACGGAAGCCAGUGUGCAUGCGGUUGACUCUCAGAGAAGAAACUCUCUCAUGUAUGCUGUAAGAUGUGACUCUCCAGUUAUGGUCAACCUUCUUCUUCAACAAGGUGUCGACAUCAAUUUUAAAGAUUUGUUUGGAUGGACUGCUUUACGUUAUGCUAUUGAAGGUGAUCGUGAGGUGUAA
Messenger RNA from Arvicola amphibius (Eurasian water vole), 828 nucleotides. Its product is annotated as putative ankyrin repeat domain-containing protein 19. Gene Ontology annotation, molecular function: protein binding. NCBI's taxonomy places the organism in Eukaryota, Metazoa, Chordata, Mammalia, Rodentia, Cricetidae. The record is from RefSeq and is a predicted model, not a curated record.